UGUAUAAACCAUUUCUUACCCUUCUUCCUCAGUUUCAACUUUCAAGCGCUCCCUCCUCGGUUGUCUUGGCGGAAAAGAAAAGAAAAGAAAAGAGGAGAAAGGAAAAGAAAACAAUGGCGGAGCCAUCAUCAGCUCCGGCAAAAUCCGAUGCAGAGAUAGAAGAAAUUCUGGAUCGGAUGCUGACUCGAUUGGCUCUCUGUGACGAUCCCAAACUCGAAGCAUUGCUCUCUAAGCUUCUCCCUUACUCAAUCGCUUCUCUGUCUUCUCAAUCCUUAGCCGUGCGGAAGAAGGUUAUUGAGAUCUUGGGCCAUGUGAACAAGCGAGUAAAGCACCAACCAGAAAUUGGUUUGCCUUUGCCAGAAUUAUGGAAAAUGUAUGUGGAAGAUAAUGCUGCUCCAAUGGUUAAGAACUUUUGCAUUGUUUAUAUUGAGAUGGCGUUUGAUCGCAUUCAUUUGGAGGAAAAGGAAAAUAUGGCACCUGUUCUGGUAGCUUGUAUUUCUAAAGUCCCUUCUCAGCACCAAGAGAUAAUUCUAAGAAUUGCUGCAAAGGUGAUUGGUGAAUGUCAUUCAAGUAGAAUUGAUGAUGAAGUUGCUGCAAAAUAUAGAUUAAUUAGUGGAUCUCAGGACAGUGCGAUAUUUCUUGAAUUUUGCCUUCAUACAAUUUUGUAUCAACCACCAGCUCAAGGUGGAGGAUGUCCUGCUGGACUUUCAAUUGCUCAAAGCAACCGUGUUACUGGAAAGCAUCCGUUGAAAAGUGAUGAUCUUUUAAUGAGAAAGUUAGGGAUCCUUAAUGUUGUUGAGAAUAUGGAGCUGGCUUCUGAGCUUGUUUAUCCUCUCUAUUUGGUUGCUUGUGCAGACUGGCAAGAGCCUGUUGUUAAGAGAGGAGAGGAGCUUCUGAAGAAGAAGGCUUCUGGUGCUAAUUUAGAUGACACAAACCUUAUAAACAGACUAUUUUUACUAUUUAAUGGGACUGCUGGUACUGAGAAUAUUGCUCCAGAAUCUAAGGUAAAUCCUGGGAAUUCUGGUUUAAGAGGAAGACUGAUGUCUAUCUUCUGCCGGUCAAUUACAGCAGCCAAUAGUUUUCCAUCAACUUUACAAUGCAUUUUUGGUUGCAUAUAUGGAAGUGGUACCACCUCAAGAUUGAAGCAGAUGGGAAUGGAAUUUACGGUGUGGGUUUUCAAACAUGCAAGAAUAGAUCAGUUGAAGCUUAUGGGCCCUGUCAUACUGAAUGGAAUUUUGAAGUCCUUAGAUGGCUAUUCAACUUCAGAUUCAGAUGCUAUUGCUAGGGAAACCAAAACCUUUGCCUUUCAAGCAAUUGGUUUGCUUGCAAAGCGAAUGCCUCAACUUUUCAGAGAUAAGAUCGACAUGGCCAUUCGGAUUUUUAGUGCAUUGAAAUCAGAGGCUCAGUUUCUUCGCCCAGUUAUUCAAGAAGCAACCAUUUCCCUUGCUUUUGCAUACAAGGGUGCACCAACAACUGUUUUAAAGGAUUUGGAAGUGCUCCUGCUAACGAAUUCUCAAGUGGAACAAAGUGAGGUCCGUUUUUGUGCUGUGAGAUGGGCAACAUCUUUAUUUGAUUUGCAACAUUGCCCGAGCCGAUUCAUUUGUAUGCUUGGGGCAGCAGAUUCUAAGUUGGAUAUAAGGGAAAUGGCACUUGAAGGCCUGUUUCCUGUUAAAGAUCAAGGACAAACUAUGAGCGAAAGUAUUGACCUUAAGUAUCCAAGAAUGGGAGACAUACUAGAUUACAUUCUUAUGCAGCAGCCAAAGUUGUUAGAUUCUGCAGAAAUAAGAGAAGAAAAGCUUCUUUUUCCAUCAAAAAUGUACUUGUCUAUGAUUAGGUUUCUGUUAAAGUGCUUUGAGGCAGAUGUGGAGCCAAGCAGUUCUAUGGAGAGAACAUCUGAAUAUUUGUCAUCAAUCGAAAAACUGUGUUUGCUGCUAGAACAUGCUAUGGCAUUGGAAGGCUCUGUUGAGUUACAUGCCAGUGCCUCCAAGGCAUUGAUUACAGUUGGAUCUCGUACUCGAGAGAUGGUAGCAUCACGCUAUUCUAUGAAAAUAUCAUGGGUAAAGCAAUUAUUAAGCCACUUGGACUGGGAGACUCGUGAAUCUGCUGCACGCUUACUUGGAAUAGUUUCCAGUGCUCUUCCUAUCUCUGGGUCAUCUGCACUUAUCUCUGAACUAGUUUCCUCAAUUAGUGGAACACAUAGGUUAAGGUUUGAAGCACAGCAUGGAGCUUUAUGUGCAAUAGGAUAUGUCACUGCAGAUUGUACGUCCCGAACACCUGCUAUCCCAGAGACAUUGCUUCAAAGUACAAUUAAAUGCCUAAUUGAUAUUUUUAAUUCUGAGUCUUCAACAUUGGCUUCCAUUGUGAUGCAAUCACUGGGUCAUAUUGGACUUCGUAGUCCAUUACCUCUGCUUGUUCAGGAUUCGGGUUCAGUUUCCAUUUUGACCGUUUUACAAGCGAAGUUGAGGAAGCUACUCUCUGGUGAUGAUCCUAAAGCAGUACAGAAAAUUGUAAUCUCUCUAGGGCAUAUCUGCUUUAAGGAAACAUCACCAUCACAUCUAAAUAUUGCCUUAGAUCUGAUUUUCAGUCUUUCCCGAUCAAAGGUUGAAGAUACCCUGUUUGCUGCUGGGGAGGCUUUAUCCUUUUUGUGGGGCAGUGUUCCUGUGACAGCUGAUAUUAUUCUCAAAACUAACUAUACAUCACUUUCGAUGACUUCAGACUUUCUUACAAGAGAUGUAUCAUCAUCUCUAUCAAGUUAUAGCUCUAAUGAAGAAACUGAAGCCAAUGAAAAUUGUCGUGUUAUGGUUAGAGAUGCAAUUACUAGAAAGCUUUUUGAUGUCCUUUUGUACAGUAGCAGAAAAGAUGAGCGCUGUGCCGGAACUGUCUGGCUACUAUCACUAACAAUGUAUUGUGGCCAUCAUCCAACCAUCCAAAAGAUGCUUCCAGAAAUCCAGGAAGCUUUUUCACACCUUUUUGGUGAACAGAAUGAACUUACACAAGAGCUAGCAUCCCAAGGCAUCAGUAUUGUUUAUGAACUUGGUGAUGCAUCAAUGAAGAGUAAUUUAGUAAAUGCACUCGUUGGCACCCUGACUGGUUCAGGGAAGAGAAAAAGAGCAAUCAAGCUGGUAGAGGACUCUGAAGUCUUCCAAGAUGGGGCUAUUGGUGAAAGUCUCGGUGGAGGGAAACUGAACACUUAUAAGGAGCUCUGUAGCUUAGCCAAUGAGAUGGGGCAGCCAGACUUAAUUUAUAAAUUCAUGGAUCUGGCUAAUUAUCAGGCUUCUCUAAAUUCCAAGAGGGGUGCUGCUUUUGGGUUUUCUAAGAUUGCCAAACAAGCAGGGGAUGCUCUUCAGCCACAUUUACGUCUAUUGGUUCCAAGACUUAUUCGUUACCAGUACGAUCCCGAUAAAAAUGUGCAGGAUGCCAUGGCCCACAUCUGGAAGUCACUAGUGGCAGACUCAAAGAAAACCAUUGAUGAAUACUUGGACCUUAUUAUUAGUGAUUUAUUGACACAAUGCGGAUCCAGGCUCUGGCAUUCCCGCGAGGCUUCCUGCCUUGCCCUUGCAGAUAUUAUCCAAGGACGCAAAUUCAACCAGGUUGGAAAGAACUUGAAAGAAAUAUGGAUAGCUGCAUUUCGUGCUAUGGAUGACAUAAAGGAGACUGUCCGAAAUUCUGGGGACAAGUUAUGCCGUGCUGUAGCUUCACUCACAACAAGGCUAUGUGACGUCUCACUUACUGGAACAUCAGAUGCGAAACAAGCAAUGGAUAUUGUUCUGCCAUUUCUGCUAGCUGAAGGCAUAAUGAGUAAAGUUAACAAUAUCAGUAAGGCAUCUAUUGCCAUAGUCAUGAAGCUUGCAAAGGGUGCAGGCAAUGCAAUACGUCCACAUUUAUCUGAUUUAGUUUGUUGCAUGCUAGAAAGUUUAUCAAGUCUUGAAGACCAAGGGCUCAAUUAUGUUGAGUUGCAUGCAGCAAAUGUUGGAAUAAAAACAGAAAAGCUUGAAAGUUUGCGAAUUUCAAUUGCAAGAAGCUCACCAAUGUGGGAAACUCUUGACAUUUGUAUAGCAGUUGUGGAUACUCAAUCAUUAGAUCUGUUGGUUCCUCGUCUUGCUCAACUUGUUCGAUCUGGAGUAGGCCUUAACACAAGGGUUGGUGUAGCUAGCUUUAUUUCCUUAUUAAUUCAGAAAGUUGGCAGUGAUAUCAAACCAUUUACAAGCAUGCUAUUGAAGCUCGUGUUUCCAGUGGUUAAGGAAGAAAAAAGUGGGUCAGUGAAACGUUACUUUGCAAGUGCUUGUGCAGUUGUGUUGAAGUAUGCAGAUCCUUCUCAAGCACAAAAGUUAAUCGAAGAGAGUGCAGCUUUGCACACUGGUGACAGGAAUGCCCAAAUUUCAUGUGCAAUUUUAUUGAAAGCCUAUUGCUCUGUGGCUGCAGAUACAAUGAGUGGAUAUCAUGCUACAAUUGUUCCAGUUAUUUUUAUCUCAAGAUUUGAGGAUGACAAGCAUGUUUCCAGUAUAUUUGAGGAGUUGUGGGAAGAAAACACCAGUGGUGAACAGGUCACCCUUCAAUUAUAUUUGCAAGAGAUUGUUUCUCUUAUUUGUGAAGGCAUGGCAUCAUCAUCCUGGGCGAGUAAAAGAAAGUCAGCCCUGGCAAUUAGUAAGCUUUGUGAAAUUCUGGGUGAAAGCCUGUCUUCUUGUCAUCCUGUUCUGCUCAAAUCUCUUAUGAAAGAAAUUCCUGGUCGAUUAUGGGAGGGAAAGGAUGCUAUUUUAUAUGCAAUUGGUGCUCUGUGUAAGUCUUGCCAUAAAGCAAUGUCCGCCAAAGAUCCUACCACUUCCAAUGCCAUUUUGAGUGCAGUAUCUUCUGCAUGCACAAAGAAAGUCAAGAAGUACUGUGAAGCAGCUUUUUCCUGUCUAGAACAGGUUAUAAAUGCCUUCGGAAAUCCAGAAUUCUUUAAUAUUUUAUUCCCAUUAUUGUUGGAAAUGUGUAAUACAGCCACUCCCACGAAGUCAGGGAAAUCACCUUUGGGAACUGAUGCUAAAGCAGAAUCAAAUGAAGGGGAAGAUAUUUCUGCACCACAUGAUAAGAUUCUGGGCUGCAUAACAUCUUGCAUUCAUGUAGCAUGUGUAAAUGAUAUUCUUGAACAGAAGGAGAAUUUGAUACAUGUGUUCUUAGUUUCCUUGUCUCCUGGGUUUCCAUGGACAGUCAAAAUGUCAGCAUUUUCAUCAAUCAAGGAACUCUGUUCAAGGCUCCACGAGAUUGUGGAUGAGUCAGAAGAAACCUCCCUAGAUGUUGGGGUGACUUCUUUAAUUUAUGAGUUGUUUCACUCUGUGUCACCUAAAGUAGUUGAAUGUAUAAGCACAGUGAAGAUUGCCCAGGUUCACAUCACUGCUUCAGAGUGCCUCUUGGAAAUGAUUGAGCUGUACAAAAAUCUCCCAUCAGUGCAGUGGACAGAUGGAGGGUUUAAGGAUGAGCUUCUUCACCUUUAUGAGAUGGAAAAGAAUGAGCAGGCCAAGUCGUUGUUAAAAGCUUGUAUUGACGGCCUUAAAGGCCUGGAAAAAGAAAACGCCUAAACAGCCUGAGUUCAUGUAAAAGCAUGAAGCUGAUGAAGGCGUUGCUGCUCAUAAGCAGAAAUGAUUCAACCAGCUCAUAUGCCAUUUGCAACAUGAUACCAAUCAUUCACAGAUGAGAAGACCGCCAACAGAAAACAGGGGACACUAGAGAAAAUUGCAAAUGGUUGAAACUCAAAUUCACCGAAUCGAACUGAUUAUUGACAUAAUUCACGAAAUGAGAUCCUAACCCUUUUAUUUGCUGAGAUCUGAGAUUUAAGGUGGAGUCAUCCAAUGCAAGCCCUUUUUUCCUUUGAAAUUUACUGGGCAUGACAUUGGAUGCGAAAGGUUAGAUGUGAGCACUGAGGGCAGGAAAUAAUUUCAUCAGGUAUAUGAUACAACCCAUGAAGGCUCUAUCAGCAACUUAUCUUUUACAGGAAAUAUAUAUGAUCCAAAAGAGGUCCACUUUUAUUGGUUA
Vitis vinifera (wine grape) is the source of this 6012-nucleotide messenger RNA. RefSeq lists its product as uncharacterized. Gene Ontology annotation, cellular component: cytoplasm; nucleus. The transcript is spliced from 35 exons. The record is from RefSeq and is a predicted model, not a curated record. Gene Ontology annotation, molecular function: molecular adaptor activity. Gene Ontology annotation, biological process: proteasome assembly. Lineage: Eukaryota; Viridiplantae; Streptophyta; Magnoliopsida; Vitales; Vitaceae. The coding region runs from base 114 to 5558 and encodes 1814 amino acids.